This is a messenger RNA of Paraglomus occultum, 321 nucleotides long. NCBI's taxonomy places the organism in Eukaryota, Fungi, Glomeromycota, Glomeromycetes, Paraglomerales, Paraglomeraceae. The record is from the annotation of a GenBank genome assembly.
AUGAUCGAUUUGGACAAUAAAAAUCCAGUUUUGAAAAAAUCUAUUAAUAAAUUGGAUAAUGAUAUCACUGCGCAUCAAGAGAGAUUACAAUUGUUACAGGACGAAUUAGAAAGACUAAUGUGGAAGACACAAUUCAACCUAGAGACAGUAACAUUGCUUGCUACUUUAUCGACAGCUGGGUCUUACAUUCUUGGAAGAUUCAAAUGGCAACUACAUGCGAGCACUUGUCCCCAAUCGACCAAAGAUGUACGAGCUGUUACGCUCGAUCCAGGCCACUCUCAACAUUUUCUGGCAAAUUAUCUUUGGGAAUUAAUGGAUUAA